AUGCCUAUCCCAACAGACGACCCUCGGAUCCGCCUCCAGGCGACGGCUUUCGUCAUUUAUCAUCAUGCCGACCUUCAAAAAGCACGACAAUUUUACACCGACUUCGGCAUGUCAAUAGCACAUGAAACCGACCAAGAAAUUUUCUUUCAAGGUUAUGGCGUUGAACCAUUCAUCUACAUAGCACGCCGUGCAGAAGGAGAGAGCUUUUUUGAAGGUGCCGCCUACGAAGUCGAGAGUAGGGCCGAACUGGAGCGAGCUGCUAAGAUCAAGGACGCGACUUCAAUCUCCUCGUUGAAAGCCCCUGGCGGGGGCGAAGUGGUGAGAUUGACCGAUCCUGUUGGUCACCAUGUGUAUCUGGUUCACGGGCAGACCAAGAAAGAGUGCACACCGCCCGGAUUGAAGAAGUUGGUGGUCAACUACGAGGAUGAGAAGCCCAGGAAAGGUCAUUUCCAUCGAUUUGAACCCGGACCUGCACCCGUCCACCGCUGGGGCCACUACGGGGUCACCUAUCCAGAUGGGACUUAUCAGCUCAUGCUCGAUUGGUACACCUCAACCCUCGCGUUGGCCGUGUCUGAUGUCGUCUACAAGGACGACAAGCCCAUCACAUGCUUCUUCCAUAUUGACCGGGGUCUCGAGUUUACCGAUCAUCACGCCUUUUUCUUCAAGCGGGUUAAAUCUGGACAGAAACCCAACGUCGCCCACGCGGCGUUUGAAGUGCAUGACUUUGACAUCCAGAUGUUAGGUCACAAUUACCUCGAGGAAAAAGGCCAUGAGACCUGUUGGGGAGUUGGACGACACUUUUUGGGCAGUCAAGUAUUCGACUACUGGUUCGAUUCCAGCAAAUUCAUCGUGGAACACUACGCCGACGGAGACUUGGUAAAUUCGGAAACAAAAAUUGCGCACAUUUCAGCAGGUCCGCACGCUUUGAAGACAUGGGGACCACCGGUGCCAGAGACAUGGUAA
Messenger RNA from Fonsecaea multimorphosa CBS 102226, 963 nucleotides. RefSeq lists its product as uncharacterized. The transcript has 3 exons. The coding region runs from base 1 to 963 and encodes 320 amino acids. The record is from RefSeq and is a predicted model, not a curated record. NCBI's taxonomy places the organism in Eukaryota, Fungi, Ascomycota, Eurotiomycetes, Chaetothyriales, Herpotrichiellaceae.